This is a messenger RNA of Ilex paraguariensis (yerba mate), 595 nucleotides long. NCBI's taxonomy places the organism in Eukaryota, Viridiplantae, Streptophyta, Magnoliopsida, Aquifoliales, Aquifoliaceae. The record is from the annotation of a GenBank genome assembly.
AUAUUUACGAUCCAAAGAUAUGGAGAAGAUCAUUCUGUUCUUGAAGCUGGAGUGUACCAGCAAUUCCUUGGCAAUGCGAUCCAACGUAUAGUGCUGUCAAAAGCCAAUUUGCUAGGUAACCGGCUUGCACCACAACAACCUGAAAGCCUUGAGGCGGCUACAGUAGAUAUGGAGGAUGCUGCUUCAAUCACUGAUGAGUCUGCAGAUUUAAGUGGAAAGAGGUAUGAGCAUCUUCAUGAGAAAACAAGUUCAUCGUCAGGAACCCACCUAAGCCUUAGCUUCAUUCAAGCACAGAAGCACUGGAAGGGAUCGGACGGUGGUCAGGCUUCAAAUUGGAACAUGAAAUGAGAGGCAGAUUAAGUAGAGAUUUUUCUACUCUAUUGAAGUAAACAUAUCAAUAAGAUUCAAAAGUGUCUCAGGUUGUCAUGCAAAUCAGCAGAAUUUGUACUUUAGUUCUGUUUUUUGAAAGUAGUUUCAGUUCUUAGUUUUGUACUUCUUGUUUCAACCAGAAGAUGCUACGUGUUAAAAACUUAUUUGGGACGUGUUCUGCUACUUGAUGCCUGUCGAGAUAAUGGUAGAAAAUUAAAUUAAGAGA